Messenger RNA from Postia placenta MAD-698-R-SB12, 2248 nucleotides. RefSeq lists its product as hypothetical. Gene Ontology annotation, cellular component: site of double-strand break. Gene Ontology annotation, biological process: double-strand break repair via homologous recombination; DNA double-strand break processing involved in repair via single-strand annealing. The record is from RefSeq and is a predicted model, not a curated record. The transcript has 9 exons. Gene Ontology annotation, molecular function: flap-structured DNA binding; double-stranded DNA binding; damaged DNA binding. Lineage: Eukaryota; Fungi; Basidiomycota; Agaricomycetes; Polyporales; Adustoporiaceae. Bases 1 to 2106 code for a protein of 701 amino acids.
AUGGCGGAGUCUUCGGGUAAGAAGGGCCCAGGACCUCCGUCAAGGCAGCAGAUCAAAGAACUCGAAGAGAAGGUUAGAAGGCAGAAGUAUGCGAGCGACGACCUUAGAGCCGAGAUAUUUGCCUUGUCCAACAGAGGGAAUCACUUAGCGAGUCAAUUGGGUUUUGCAGAUUUGGACGAAGCCGAAACCGCAGUAGAAGCGAGGCCUGAGGUCUACCACCGAGCAUUCAUUGAAAAGAGCGCUUCCCAAAUACAGUCUCUGGAACUGCAAGUUGCCAAACACAUCCAGCUCGGGGCGGAAUCACGCGAAGCGCUUGGCGAGGCGUCGCUUGAGAUCGAAGAGUUGCAGAAGGAAAACAGUAAACUUCGAGAGGAACUCACUGCAGCACAUCAUGAGAAGGCACGCUUAGAGAGCACACUGCGCGAAUGGGAAAGCAAGUCCACUCCCGUGUCGCGCCUUGUCCCAUCUUCGACUGGUCUCCCCACUCCCUCCGCAACAAUAAAGAAGAGAGCACUGAAUGACGUGACACCUCGCAAUGCUACUGUUCCGCGUGUACGCCGAGCGGGCGAAUUACCUCCUUCGAGCCCAGGGCCUCCUUCUUCUCCGUUACCGCAACGAGCGACCUUUCCCGAUUCGAACGACUCGCUGCUCCUCAGUGGCGAACUGCGCGAUCUACAGAGGAAAUACGACGCGUUGCGGAAGGCGAAGGAGUGCGACGAUGCCAAGUACCAGGCAGAUUACACCAAGUGGCGGAAUUUCAAGCGUUGGAUGUUUGACGAGCAGGAGGCGUCGCUUUCAAGCAUCAUGAUGGACGGGAAGACGCCGAACUGGAAACGCGUGUUGAAAAUGCGGAAGCAUUAUUUAAAGAACGGCCCUGAGGCAGACACGCCUGGAUUGGGAGAGUCAUCUACGCGUGCGCAAGGCGACUUGGCGAGCGGGACUGUAACGCCGCCUACAAAUGAUCGGGAUGUGGACGCGUCUGCUUUCGAGGACAUGGUCAGUCCUGCGAAGCAGCAGCAUAGUUCGUUGACAGCGAGGUUCUUGGAAGCUCGCAACAGUACUAUAGAUUCUGCGGCUGCGCGAAGAGCAUCCCCCGUUGAGACAGCCACGGAGCGCCACCUACAGUCGUCUCCUUCCAAGAGUUGUCCUUCUAAGCGGAAAAGCCAGAAGCGGAAAGCUGUCCAUCCUCCGUCCUCAGAAACAGAAGAGGACUCGCAGGCUCCUGCUCCUGUCUAUGGGACCCAGCCUGGCCUUCGCCGUAUCGUCGUCGCACGCGCUGAUGGCGGCGAACAGAUACUUGUCCAACCAGCUUCCCCACUUGCCCGCACCACACCCGAGCCGCUGCCCGCGAGAGACCUCUCUGCGCGAUCAUCGUCCACGCACUCAACUCCUCGGUCGCCCAAAAAGAGGCGAACGACGCCCUCCAGUACCCCAUCGACUCCACGGAAGGACAAGGAGAAUCAGGACAGUCCUAGCAAGAGGAAGAGACGUCGACAGGAUUACUCUGCAUACAAGGGCAGGGGGCGGUAUGCCGCCAGUACCAGCACCAAGCCGACCACGAUCAACGCGCUGUACGAAAUUGACACGGAGCAGAAUGGCGGGUUGAAGCACCAAUUUAAUGAAGUUGUGAGGAAUAAAGAGCAGAGGAAGCAUAUGCACGCGUUUGACUGCGAAUGCUGUCGCGAGUAUUACGAGGCCGUAGGGCCCCUUCCCGCUCGUCUGCAGGCACCUCUGUGGAAAUCUCCCCAGUCAACUCCCUCCAAGCGCACCGCUCGCUCUGGUCACAAACAUCUAGACGCUGCGGCUAGUCCGUCUGGCAAGGGUAAAGGAAAGGCGCUGUCUUCGGAGCAACUCACCUCCGUCGAUCUGGACAUUGAUGCGGACGAGGCGGAACAGGAGCAAGCCAUUGCCAAGCAUCGGCAAGAGAUUUCGAGGCAUCGUCAGCAGUGGGAGCGUCCGCUGACACCUCCAGGCUACUGGGAGAUCGGAUUCCCUGAUACGCAGGAGACCAGUGCGAUCAAUGAGAAGGCUCGGGAGAUGCAUGAGCGGAAACGGGAAAGGGUCGAGGUUGAAGCCAGUCGUGGAGGACGCUAUAGGAAGCGUUGAUACCCACUCUGGCAUGUCUCUCGCGUUGAUUCACAUAUCGGAAUGCAUAUUCAUGCUACAUGUUCUAUAUGAUAUUAUUACUCUUCGUGGAUCACCAUCUUUGCUCUUUGGGACCAUGCUGGAGCAUAGCGCGCGGGACUAG